AUGGCAACAGAAUGUAUAAAAAACUGCUGUAAAUUGUGUUUCUGCAUGGAAAAAGAAAAAAAUGAUCUUUCCAUGGUGCAGGAAUCUGAAGCAGGAGCCGCAAGCAAGCCAACUAUUGUAGAGAAGCCUCCAUUGUCUUCUGUGUCAGUGAAGCGUCAAGUUGGCUGUUCAGAGGAUUAUCUGCUUUCUAAACUGCCCCUGGAUGGUCAGGAGGUACCAUUUGUGGUCCCUCCAUUCAAAUUGGCUUAUGUACAGCCAAAGAACCUUCCUAGUAUCUCCCAUGCUGGAGGGAUUCAAGAAUCUGCCAGAGCCUCAUUUGGUGACCGGAAAGCAGAACUGCACAGCAUGUACCGAUGGCCCCGCUAUGACGUGUACAACCCAUUCUAUUUGGAGCAUCGGGUUUCGCCAGAUCUGAUGAGGCGCUUCCAAGCAAAAUCAGAUAACAGGAAAUUAUAUGGAUCAGUUAGUGAUUUAAGACCUAGUGCUUUGCCUGGAUCAUUUGAUGUAAGUCGUUCAAUGUUUGAUCUCAGAAACCCGCCUCAUCGAUUCAUGAAGAGAUAUGAUUCAUUUUCCAGUGUACCUAGCAGUACGUCUUCCAGGAAGGAUUCGCAAGGCAGUAACAGGAGUCUAGAUACUAUUACAUUAUCAGGUGAUGAACAAGACUUUGGAAGACUGAAUGUGAAGUUGUGUUAUGUUUCUUCUGCAGAACAGAUUUGGAUCACAGUUUUACAUUGCAAAGACCUGAGCUGGCCUUCUAGCUGUGGGGAAAAUCCUCGUAUCUAUGUCAAGGGAAUUCUCACACUGCCCAAACCAGUGCAUUUCAAAUCUUCUGCCAAGGAAGGGUGCAAUGACAUUGAAUUUAUGGAAACUUUUGUAUUUGCUAUUAAACUGCAAAGCCUGCAGGCUGUCAGAUUGGUAUUUAAAAUCCAGACACAGACUCCCAGGAAAAAAACAAUUGGAGAGUGCUCCUUGGCGCUGCGGGAGCUCAGCUCAGAGGAGUCAAGUCAUUGGCUGGAUAUAUCUCCUCCUUCCAAAGCACCUGCGUGCCGUGCAGAACUUCAAGUAGGAACUUGUUUUCAAGCAAUAAACAGGAGGAUUCAGUUACAGAUUCUUGAAGCACAAAACCUUCCAGUUUCAUCUACACCGCUGUCUUCAAAUUUCUUUGUGAAAGUUGGAAUGUUUAGUACAGAAGGGCUGAUCUAUAAGAAGAAGACUCGUCUUCUGAAGUCCACUAACGGCCAAGUGAAGUGGGGAGAAAUGAUGAUUUUUCCAGUUACCCAAGCUGAACAAGGAAUUAGCUUUCUCAUCAAGCUCUACAGCAGGAGCUCAGUGAGAAGAAAGCACUUCUUAGGACAGAUCUGGAUAAGUUCUGAUAGCAAUAACAGUGAAGCAGUAGAGCAGUGGAAAGAUACGAUUGCUAACCCUGAAAAAGUUGUUGUUAAAUGGUACAGCAUUGGUCCAUCUUGAAGACUGGAGAUGAAACUCAGGACUGAUUUUUCUACGAAGAUAUUGCUAUGCUGUUUAUAAUAGUAUAUAAAAAAAAAUAUUGUCUACAC
Nipponia nippon (crested ibis) is the source of this 1556-nucleotide messenger RNA. NCBI's taxonomy places the organism in Eukaryota, Metazoa, Chordata, Aves, Pelecaniformes, Threskiornithidae. The record is from RefSeq and is a predicted model, not a curated record.